This is a messenger RNA of Fonticula alba, 512 nucleotides long. RefSeq lists its product as hypothetical. The coding region runs from base 110 to 385 and encodes 91 amino acids. The record is from RefSeq and is a predicted model, not a curated record. The transcript has 2 exons. NCBI's taxonomy places the organism in Eukaryota, Rotosphaerida, Fonticulaceae.
CACUCGGCACCUAGUCGCCGGGCAUGUUGCCCCUCCCGUCCGUCCAUUCUCCCUUUGCGCCCCUUCUGUGAUCCCCUCCAAUCGCUGCAAUCUCUUCCCCCACCUCGACAUGUACUCUCCCGGCCCCCUGGUCGGUGCCUGGCUGUCGCCGAGCCUCUCCCCCUUCGGCGUGUAUCUUCCCCUGGUCACGGCUGGCCUGUUGCUGGUUGGGUUGAUGUUCAUCGGGACCUUCAUCCAGUCCAUCUCGGCGCACCGUGCCCUGGAUGGCUCGAAAGGCGGCCGCCCAUCAUCCAUUCUUUCGGACAUGGCUCUGGCCAUGGCGGCUUCGCUAUUGCUGGGCUUCGGCAUCAUCAGCCUGGCGGCCCUGUUGGGUGUUCCUCUGUAAUAUCGUGGCCUCCUCACACCCUACUUGGAGCCCUAUGCUCCCACCUUCUCGCCCUCUCUCUCUCUUUCUCUGUCUCUGUCUCUGUCUCUCCUGUCCUUGUGAAAUGUAAAUUAGUCUCUUCUGGACA